AUGAGGAGUGAAGGAAAUUGCAAGGUUUGUGUGACUGGAGGUGCAGGUUACAUUGGUUCAGCUCUAGUUCACUCACUUCUUCAAAAUGGUUACACUGUCCAUGCUACUCUAAGAAACCUGGGUGAUGAAUCAAAGGUGGGACUUUUGAAAAGUUUUCCAUGGGCACAAGAAAGGCUUCAUUUGUUUGAAGCUGAUAUUUACAAGCCAAAAGAGUUCGAAAAGGCAAUACAAGGUUGUGUCUAUGUUUUCCAUGUUGCAACCCCCAUGCAACACACAACUGGCUACAAGUACAAUAAUUUUGUUGAGGCGGCUGUUAAUGCGGUGAAAGAGAUCAUUGAUGCUUGCAAAAAGUCGAGGACAGUGAAGCGCCUCAUCUACACUGCUUCUGUUGUUGCGGCUUCGCCUUUAAAAGAUGAUGCGAGCGGUUAUAAGACUACCAUGGAUGAAAGUUGUUGGACAUCUCCUCAUCUCAAUGUCCCUUACACAAAUGAUUUCUUAGAGGAUUACACAAACUCCAAAACAAAAUCAGAGCGAGAAAUACUGAAAAUUGAGGAAGAGACGGUGAAUGAGUUGGAGGUAGUGACAUUAAGUUGUGGGCUCGUGGGUGGUAGAGGACGUCUACCAUACCCAACAGUCACUGUGUUGAUGUUCAUAUCGCAAAUUGCCAACAAUUGCACAAAUUACCAAUCACUAAGGUACUUAGAAGAAUUGCUAGGGAAAAUUCCAAUUGUGCACAUCGAGGACAUUUGUCGAGCACAUAUAUUUUGUGCAGAGACGCCUUCGGUUAAUGGAAGGUUCUUAUGUGCUAGCUCGUAUGUAACAAGUGCAGAUAUUGCAAAGUAUUAUCAGAAAAUGUACCCGCGAUUAAACAAAGAGUGUCUAGAAGAACAUGGGAGAGAAAUUAAAUGGGGAUCGAAGAAGCUAGAGGAUAAAGGUUUUGCUUACAAAUAUAGUACCGAGAAGAUCCUUAAUGAUUGUCUUGAAUUUGCCAAGAGAUCAGGCGAUAUCUAG
Molecule: messenger RNA, 1011 nt
Organism: Helianthus annuus (common sunflower)
Lineage: Eukaryota; Viridiplantae; Streptophyta; Magnoliopsida; Asterales; Asteraceae
Product: putative anthocyanidin reductase
Exons: 5
Coding region: 1-1011 (336 amino acids)
Molecular function (GO): oxidoreductase activity, acting on the CH-OH group of donors, NAD or NADP as acceptor
Source: RefSeq, a predicted model, not a curated record